Rattus rattus (black rat) is the source of this 1437-nucleotide messenger RNA. RefSeq names its product pentraxin 4 (gene Ptx4). Bases 1 to 1437 code for a protein of 478 amino acids. The transcript has 3 exons. Lineage: Eukaryota; Metazoa; Chordata; Mammalia; Rodentia; Muridae. The record is from RefSeq and is a predicted model, not a curated record.
AUGGAGUUCUUGAAGAAGAAGACCCUGCCUUUUCUUCUCAUAUUUGUGUCCAUGUAUAUACACGGGACUCCAUCACAGGGAGCUGACCCAGCUAGGCAAAGAAAGCCAUUUUUCGAGAGGCUCCGUCGACUAGAAGAGCAGUUUCAGAGAUUCCAACAGGUGACCUUAACACACCUGCAGGACAUUGCCAGCAACUACAAUGUGUACUACAAUAUGGACGCCCGCUUCCAGGGCCUGGUGGAACAGAGCCAAGCCGUAGCUCUAGCGAUGAAUCAGUCUCAAGCUGCCAUACAAGGAGAUGUGGCCCAACUAAAGACCUGGUUUAGGAAGAGCCAGCGAAGGAGCCGGAAGAUGGAUGCUCGGCUCCAAGCCUUGGACCUCUCCCUCAGCACAAAGAACAGGCAGUGGGUGGAGGAGGAGAAGGAGCAAAAGGCACAGAGGGAGGCUAUUGCAAGCAUGGCCGUAAGCUUUAGGGCACUACAGGAUGCGCUGGCCAGCCUCACACAGCAAGUCCAUGGCCAGGAUGCCAGACUCGCUGCUCUUGAGGGACAGAUACAGAGGUCCUCCCCUAGUACUGUGGUCCUGGGGCUGACCACAGCCCCCAGCCCCACCCAGCUUGCUCAGCGAGGCCCUGGUUCCUUGCAACUGUGGAGGAAGAGCCAGGCAUCCAAGUCUUCAUCCCAACACAGGAAUUCCUCCCAAGACUUCACUGUCCACGUCCAGGAGAUGCAGAAGUCCCAAGCCCCAAGCAACCAUCAAGCAGCCUCACUGAGGACCUACCAAGGACCAGGAAACAUUUGUGGCACGGGCCCAGUGCUGAUUUUCCCCAAUACCUCCACUGAAAAUGUGAUCUUUCUCAGCCCUGGCCUCCUCGUACCCCUACGAGCUCUGACCUUCUGCAGUUGGGUCCGCAUGGCCACCAACUACCUGGGCACCCUCCUUUCCUACGCCACCAACGACAAUGACAACAAGUUAGUGCUGCAUGGCCGAGACUCCCUGGUCCCCGGCUCCAUUCACUUCGUGAUUGGAGACCCGGUCUUCAGGGAAUUGUCCCUGCAACCGCUCCUGGAUGGUCAGUGGCACCACAUUUGUAUCAUCUGGACAUCCGUGGAGGGCAAGUACUGGCUCCACGUAGACAGAAGGAUUGUAGCCACCGGCUCCCGCUUCAGAGAGGGCUAUGAGAUCCCUCCUGGAGGGUCGCUUGUGCUGGGCCAGGAACAAGACACUGUGGGGGGUGAGUUUGACAGCUCUGAGGCCUUUGUAGGGAGCAUAUCUGGCUUGGCCAUCUGGGACCGGGCACUGCUUCCUGGAGAAGUUGCCAACCUGGCCUCUGGGAAAGAGCUCCCGACAGGUGCCAUUCUGACGCUAACCAAUGUCACAUCGGUAGGUGGAUUUGUGCAGAGAGUCAAAUGUACGUGCCUGGAACAGUGUCCAUAA